CACCGGCCAUCGUCAUAGCAACCAGCAUGGCGACGGGGAAGCCUUGCUUUGCCUCUCAUCUGCUUAUUAGCUAGUGUCGGGUUCUUACUGUUACAUUUCCAUACAUGUCCAGUGUUAAAAUGAUUGCGGAGACGAACGCGAUAGUUUCCGGGUGUCUGCCGCUGCUCCUUUUUUUGGAAAAUGGGUUUCGCUGAAGACAGCGUUAUCAUGGAGUCGAGAAUAGGCAGUGUAUCUUCUGGACUAGGGUUCAGCCCUAGUGUGAAAGGACGAGCUUCAAAAUGUAGUCCUUUCUGCCCGCCGUCCACCAGCAAGUUAACACAAUCCAUCAUUAAAGAUCACAUGAUGUCUCAUUAUAAAAAGGUUUACUCAGCUAAAGCCGCCAUUGAUACCUCAGUACCCAAAAGCUUGAUUCAUAGUGUUAAAUACAAUGACCAGAUUCGUCAGGAACGCUUGAGAACAGGGCGUCGUCCUCAGUCAGCACACUCUCUUUCACAGAGGAAUACCCAAGCCUCCUGCUCCUCAGCCCAGAGUAGACUAUCUGUGCAGUAUGAUGACAGCCCCUUCCUCUACUCAAGAAGUUCUAUGAUCUCCAGCCCAAAGUUCACCUCCUUCCAUGCUAAGGAGACAGUUUAUCCAUCACAUAAAGUCAGUUCUCAGAGUCAUUCUCAUCACACUCGCCCAGCAUCAGAAAUGAAGUACAGGACCUCAGAGACUGUUUUGCAAAGAAAUCCGUCAACAUGGUCACUUGGAGCGUCAGGAUUCCAAAACUGUUACAAAACCUUCCAGGACCCUGGCCAGAAAACGUACAGUGGAGAUCUGCUCCAGAAACACUCACAGCACUUUACCCAAGAGCAACCUUUUACCCCAAAGACUCUAAAAUCAGAAAAACCUUCCUACCUGUCAAAAUAUCGCUACUACAGAGCACCAUUAAGGAAACCUCAGGACUGCACAAACUCUAGACUGACGCUUCAGGAGACAUAUCAUGGAAGCACAGAAACCAGGAAAUGUUUACAGGAGUGUGAUGAGCCUACUCAGGAAUUAAACACAGAGCUUGAAUGUUCUGAGAAUGAAUUGAAUGGUACAUACGUUUCAGCUUCGAGACAAGACACUCGAACAAACAAGAGCAGAAACAAUUAUUACUUUGAUUCAUCAUCCAGGGUUUCAUCAGAUGGUGGAAAAUCUCCAGUUAUGAUUAGUGUGUCUGCAGAGGAAGAAGAAUUAAUGUACCUUGAAUUUAUUUCUGCUGUAACAGAGGAUAUCUUGUCCAGAGGACACAUCUCUGACAGGGUCCUUGACCGAGUGAUUAAUCGGCAUAUUGACAUGAAUCGGGGUCGGCUUGAUGAGGGUAAAAUGCGCCACCUCCUGGAAGCAUUGCGUAAAGACUUUGAGGAACCAUUUGACACUUCCACCUCCAAUACAGAGCUUGAAAAAAAGGAAAAUGAUUUGCUUGAUGCACUCCUGCCACAUCAGGAAUCAAGAGGAAGACAAGUGAAGACCAAAGAAGACAAUGACCUGCUCCCCUAUGCGUCACUGAUCGAACACUGUGAUACACCAGACCACACUGAUUUCUUACCAGGAUUAACAGCACCGUGCUCCCCUGAAAGUACUGCUUCACCAGUGAAAACAAAGGAAAAUGAUGAAGAGGGUGAACCUGAAGAAAAGCGCGUUGACUCAACUCUGCUCAGUGAACAUAUUACCAACAAUUCAGGAAUCACUGAGGAGGACGUCCAUCAAAAUGAAACUGGAGCAAAUGCAACAGGCAAUGAAAUAACCAGUGAAAGCCACAAAUUGACUACUGUAAUCAGUGGUGAGGUGAUUUAUGAUGGGCAGGUGAAAGAGCUCGAGGAUCUGGAAAAAACAUUCUCUGAGUCGCUUCACAUUUUGGAACCUGCCAACGAGCGGCAUACUGAUGUAGCUGCUUCUGUCAGCGAUGAUGAUUUCUGAGUAAUACAUCAAUAAUGCUCCUUUUUACUGAGUGAGUGUUACCUCAGAAAGAAAUCUGAAUUUCUGAAAGCCCCUCUGUGUGUGUGUGUGUAACUGCAGCUGGUUGUGCUUCUGUUUUUCCACCAAUGUAUACCAAUAUAUUGUCUUUUUACAAAACCACAUUUUUUUUUCGUGUAUAUCAGAUAAAUGUCUUAUUUUAGGUGUUUUAGCUGCAACAAAUGGAGAUUUCUAGAAAAAUAGUUUAAUUACUUGGAAACUGUCUAAUGUGGUUGGUUUAGUAUAUACACCGUAUGUGUGUAAGAAUUGCUGACUGUUCCAGAAAGUAUCUUUAUUAUUGCAAUAAAUUUUUAUUCUUCUUGUAAACUUGCUCAUUAUAAUGAAAUGUUUGCUACAAACCGGUAGCUGCUUAGCCACCAGCCAGCAGCGUACACAGCCAUUAUUAC
This is a messenger RNA of Betta splendens (Siamese fighting fish), 2387 nucleotides long. It is a transcript of the gene spata7, whose product is annotated as spermatogenesis associated 7. The record is from RefSeq and is a predicted model, not a curated record. The transcript is spliced from 12 exons. Bases 181 to 1944 code for a protein of 587 amino acids. Gene Ontology annotation, cellular component: rod photoreceptor outer segment; ciliary basal body; axoneme. Gene Ontology annotation, biological process: microtubule cytoskeleton organization; photoreceptor cell maintenance; protein localization to photoreceptor connecting cilium. Lineage: Eukaryota; Metazoa; Chordata; Actinopteri; Anabantiformes; Osphronemidae.